AUGACGGCCAUACAGGACCUCCGGGUCCAUGCGCCUGUUAUUAUUGCCGAAGCUGUGUGUCUCAUUGUAUUUUGUUCUUUCAUGGUCGGUCUGCGGUUUUAUGCGCGCUGGCUCAAGGGGUCCCGGCUUGGAAUGGAUGAUUUGGCGAUUGCACUGGCGCUGCUUUUUGUUAUCGCCAUGGCUAUUACCAUUCUCAUCGAAACUGGCAUGAAAGGAUUUGGCUACUCCGCUGCAGUCGGCGACACAGGACCAAACCACCCAGAUGCCAACGUGGCCGGCUGGCCCACCGAACUCCUCCAAGUCCCCGCGCUCGGCUGCAUAAAACUCAGCUUUUUAUUUUUUUACCGCCGCGUCUUCAUCAAAUUUGUCGCGCGCGAGUUUAGCUUUGUGAAUCUGUUCAUGAUCGCGGCCGUCAGCGCGUGGACGAUUUGUUUUUUCUUCUUGUUGUUGUUUUUGUGCAAUACGGAUUUUGCGGCGUAUUGGACGAGUGGCACGACAGAGGCAGAGCGUUGUCUGCCUACAGGGAUGGUGCAUAUGGGCUAUGCGAUUUCGGAUGUGGUGACGGAUAUUAUUAUUAUUUUGAUGCCUGUGGGGGAGAUUUGGAAACUGCAUUUGCCUGUUCGCCGCAAGUUUGCCGUUAUGGGUGUGUUUGGGAUGGGUGCUAUAACCAUUGCCAUGUCCAUUGUCCGCAUGGUCAUCUACCAACGAGCGCUAUCCGUCCAAUUCGACCCAGAUGCAGAUGAAGAGUACCUCACAACCCUCACAACCUACUUCUCCAUGCUCGAAGCCGGGCUGGGCGUCAUGGCCGCCUGCCUGCCCGUACAGUACGGCCUCUUCAGGUCCGAAAAAGUCCAGAGCAUGAUCCGCAGCAUCCAUAGCCUGACCUCGCUGGGCUCGCGCGGCAGUGGUGGCAGCGGUAACAACAGUCGCACACGCAGCUUUUACACAGCGCAAUCGCGCGGACAGUCGCAGUCACAAAACUUGAAUACCGCAGGAGAGGUGUCAGAUGCGGGUGGAGAGCCGAUACCAGCAUCGGUAAGAAAUGGGUCGGAUGCUGGGACGAAUAGUCAUUUGGAGACACAGGGGAUUGUGGUGCCCAAAUCGUUUGGGACGGAGGAGCAUGCUGCCCAAAAUGUUUAA
This is a messenger RNA of Talaromyces rugulosus, 1140 nucleotides long. RefSeq lists its product as uncharacterized. The transcript is spliced from 8 exons. NCBI's taxonomy places the organism in Eukaryota, Fungi, Ascomycota, Eurotiomycetes, Eurotiales, Trichocomaceae. The record is from RefSeq and is a predicted model, not a curated record. Bases 1 to 1140 code for a protein of 379 amino acids.